Metarhizium brunneum ARSEF 3297 is the source of this 1500-nucleotide messenger RNA. It is a transcript of the gene SUFS, whose product is annotated as Cysteine desulfurase. Gene Ontology annotation, biological process: [2Fe-2S] cluster assembly. The record is from RefSeq and is a predicted model, not a curated record. Gene Ontology annotation, molecular function: cysteine desulfurase activity; pyridoxal phosphate binding. Gene Ontology annotation, cellular component: nucleus; mitochondrion; cytosol. NCBI's taxonomy places the organism in Eukaryota, Fungi, Ascomycota, Sordariomycetes, Hypocreales, Clavicipitaceae.
AUGUCCAGUAUAGCAUCUUGCGCGCUACGGUCGGCGAGCCGCAAGGCUACAGCUACCGCCCCGUUGCGAGCUCUGCCUCGUGCUGCCCUGGUGGCCGCGAGAACGACGCCUGCCAGACGGGGAUAUGUGACCGAGUCCAAGCAGGACCAGGCCCGCGUCGAAACCGCCAUCAAGCUGGAUAAAAAGGACUUCGUCGACAUUCCCCCUCCGCCCAUGGGCGCUCCUGCGGAUGCCAAGGUCAGCCCUAUGGCUGAGGUUCUAAAGCAAGCUGCUGUCAUGGAAGAAGGACAACGACCAAUCUACUUGGAUAUGCAGGCAACCACGCCAGUUGAUCCCCGCGUCCUCGACGCCAUGAUUCCCUUCUAUGUCGGCGUCUACGGGAAUCCCCAUUCCCGGACGCACGCCUACGGCUGGGAGAGUGAGAAGGCUGUUGAGGCUGCUCGUGAGCACAUCGCUUCGCUCAUCGGCGCUGACCCCAAGGAAAUUAUUUUCACUUCGGGCGCCACCGAGAGUAAUAACAUGAGCAUCAAGGGCGUUGCCAGAUUCUUUGGUCGCUCUGGCAAAAAGAAUCAUAUCAUCACAACACAGACAGAGCACAAGUGCGUCCUGGAUAGUUGCAGGCACUUGCAGGACGAGGGCUUUGAAAUCACUUACCUGCCCGUCCAGAACAACGGACUGAUCAAAAUGGACGACCUCGAGGCCGCUAUGAAGCCCGAAACCGCCCUUGUCAGUAUCAUGGCUGUCAACAACGAGAUUGGCGUUAUCCAGCCCAUAGAAGAGAUUGGCAAGCUCUGCCGUUCCAAGAAGGUCUUUUUCCACACUGAUGCCGCCCAGGCCGUGGGAAAGAUUCCUCUAGACGUCAAUGCUAUGAACAUUGACCUGAUGUCGAUUUCGUCACAUAAAAUUUACGGGCCCAAGGGCAUUGGAGCUUGCUACGUCCGAAGAAGGCCAAGGGUCAGAUUGGACCCUCUCAUCACUGGUGGUGGCCAGGAGCGUGGUCUCCGAAGCGGCACCCUCGCACCGCCACUGGUUGUCGGCUUUGGCGAGGCUUGCCGCAUCGCCAAAGAAGAGAUGGCGUAUGAUUCGAAACGAAUCAAGACUUUAUCCGACCGACUUCUCCAUGGUCUGCUUUCCUUGGAACACACCCAACAGAACGGCGACGAAAAUGCCUUUUACCCUGGCUGUGUCAACGUCUCCUUUGCCUAUGUCGAGGGCGAGUCUCUCCUCAUGGCUCUGAAGGACAUUGCCCUGUCUUCAGGCAGUGCGUGCACUUCGGCGUCCCUCGAACCUAGCUACGUCCUCCGAGCCCUUGGCAACAGCGACGAAAGUGCGCAUAGCAGCAUUCGAUUUGGUAUUGGUCGCUUCACGACCGAGGCAGAAAUUGACUAUGUUCUCAAGGCUGUUCAAGAGCGAGUCAGCUUUUUGCGAGAGUUGAGUCCCCUUUGGGAGUUGGUACAGGAGGGUAUCGAUCUCAAUACCAUCCAGUGGAGCCAGCAUUAA